Salarias fasciatus (jewelled blenny) is the source of this 1041-nucleotide messenger RNA. RefSeq names its product trichohyalin-like. The transcript has 7 exons. Bases 1 to 1041 code for a protein of 346 amino acids. Lineage: Eukaryota; Metazoa; Chordata; Actinopteri; Blenniiformes; Blenniidae. The record is from RefSeq and is a predicted model, not a curated record.
AUGCCACGGCAGAUGGAGCGCAGUGAGACCGUGUGUCGUUACUGCGGUGUGAGCUACCUCAUUUUCCACGAGUUCCACCAGCUUCACACCAGACUGACCCAGAUGGAGGCCGACCUCCAGGAGCUCAGAGAGGCCGCUCAGAGAGAGAAGGCCUUGCGUGAGGUGCUGGAGCAGGACCGGCACAACUGGGAGAGGACUCUUCGCCGUGAGGUGCAGGAACGAGCUGAAACGAGAGAGAGGAACACACGAGAAGAGCUGGAGGAGAGAAGUCAAGGCAUGGCAAGAGCUAUGAGAGAAGAGCUAGAAGCAAAAAUUGAGAGUGCAAGGAGAGAGGUGGAAGAAGAGUUUUAUAAAGUCAGCUGUGAGAAAGAGAGGCAACUUAGAGAGGAGCUGGAGGAGUUACGGUCGGAGGAGCUGAGGAAGCAGCGGGACGAGCUGGAGAGAAGGGCCGAGGAGAGAGAGAAAGUUCUGAGUGACGCACUUCAAAAGAGCAAUAAAAAUUCAGGCGAGCUGAGAAACAACCUCCAACAGCUGGAAGAGAGAUUGACAGUUGCAGCUGCCACGGAUAAGGAGGCAGAGCAGACACUUGCAAAAGAGAAGCAGCGAUGUGAAGUUCUCAGGAUUGUGUGUAUGAAGCAAAAACAGGCCCUGCAAGCAACUGUCUUCUUCCUUCGUACUUCUGGCAGCAGCUUCGCAGACAUUCGAGGUUUCCUCAGCCAGCUGAAGGAGGCCUGGCUGGCCUUUACAUCUCAGAUGGUGCAACUCUGUGAACAUCUUUUCUCAGAGUUGAGCGAGGAGCUGCAGCGUUGCAGCGUGCAGCGUCAGAAAAAGCAAGACGAGAAUGAGUGUCUACUUCACCAGCUGAUGGAGCAGAGGAGACUGAGAGAGGAGCAGCUGUCUCAACAAGAAAACUCCGAGAAGGAGCACACAGAAAGUCUACUCCGAGAAAGGUGUGUGUUGGCUCUGCUGGAGAUCUGCCGCUGGAUCAGGGGAGAUCUUAGGCCGCGUAAACUGCUGGUGACACGGCGGAGUCUCGUGUGA